This is a messenger RNA of Dromaius novaehollandiae (emu), 2710 nucleotides long. It is a transcript of the gene ASCL1, whose product is annotated as achaete-scute family bHLH transcription factor 1. Bases 826 to 1437 code for a protein of 203 amino acids. The record is from RefSeq and is a predicted model, not a curated record. NCBI's taxonomy places the organism in Eukaryota, Metazoa, Chordata, Aves, Casuariiformes, Dromaiidae. The transcript is spliced from 2 exons. Gene Ontology annotation, biological process: developmental process; regulation of transcription by RNA polymerase II. Gene Ontology annotation, molecular function: RNA polymerase II transcription regulatory region sequence-specific DNA binding; DNA-binding transcription factor activity, RNA polymerase II-specific; protein dimerization activity.
CGGCGCCCCGGCGCGGGUGUUUGCUCAGGGCCGGGAGCGCGGCACGCGCCGGGCGCACGCACUUGCGACAACAAACCCGCGAGGGGUGGGGGCGGCGGCGGGGAGGGGGAGGCGGCCCCGGGGGGAGGGGGCGGUUUGGGAGGCGGGGCCGGGCCGCGGCCAGCGCGUGUGUGCCGGGGGCCGCGGGCAUGUGUGUGUGCGCGCGUUGUGUUUUCCCCCCCGCGUUGAAAAGGCGGCGGCGCCGCGCGGCCCGCGGUCACUCACUGCAAAGGCAGGGGAGCGUGGACGGCGCAAGGUGCAGAGUGUGUGUGCGGGGGGGUGUCGGGGGGGGCGCGGGGGGAGCGGGCGCGCGUGUGUAUGUGUGUGUGUGCGUGCGUGUGUGCAGGCGAGGAAGGGGGGGGCGAGCCCCGUCCGCCCCUUAUAAGAGACACAAUCCCCAGCCACUUUUUUGCGAAGGGGGCUUUGCAAAGCAGGCUGCGCACACGCGAGCGCCACGAGCCUCCCCGCAGCCCGCCGCGCGCAGCGAGAGGAGGGGGCGGGCAGCGCCGCCCGCGCCCCGCCGCCGCCGCGCAUCCGCCGCCCGCGCCCUUUUGUUGCUGCGGCCCCUCUCCUCCUUCUUCCCCCCUGCCUCCUUUUCUUUCCCCCCUUCUUUUUCCCUUUUUCCCCCCUUUUUUCCCUCCCCUCUGCAAUUUUAAACGCCGGGACACUUUCUCCUAGCGUCCCCUCGGUGGGCCGGGGAGGGGGUGGGGGGGCACCGGCCGCCGCUCGGGCGUCCCCGCCUCGCCAGCCGCCCCAGCGCCCGUGGCCAGCGGCAGCGCCGCCGGGAUGGCCAGCGGCGCCGGGCAGCCGCCCUUCCUGCAGCCCGCCUGCUUCUUCGCCGCCGCCGUGGCCGCCGCCGCGCCGCCGGGGGCGCCGCCGCCGCAGCUGAGCCCCGCGGGCGGGCAGCCGUCGCCGGGGGCCAAGCCGGCGGCGCCGCGGGCCGCCAAGCGGCAGCGCUCGGCCUCGCCGGAGCUGAUGCGCUGCAAGCGGCGGCUCAACUUCAGCGGCUUCGGGUACAGCCUGCCGCAGCAGCAGCCGGCCGCCGUGGCGCGGCGCAACGAGCGGGAGCGCAACCGCGUGAAGCUGGUGAACCUGGGCUUCGCCACGCUGCGGGAGCACGUCCCCAACGGCGCCGCCAACAAGAAGAUGAGCAAGGUGGAGACGCUGCGCUCCGCCGUCGAGUACAUCCGCGCCCUGCAGCAGCUGCUGGACGAGCACGACGCCGUCAGCGCCGCCUUCCAGGCCGGCGUGCUCUCGCCCACCAUCUCGCCCAGCUACUCGCACGACAUGAACUCCAUGGCGGGCUCGCCCGUCUCCUCCUACUCCUCCGACGAGGGCUCCUACGACCCGCUCAGCCCCGAGGAGCAGGAGCUGCUCGACUUCACCAGCUGGUUCUGAGCGCCGGCGGCCCGCGCCCCCCGCCGCAGGGCAGUUGCAAAAGGGGAAAAAACAAAAAAACCUAUGUAUCGCGGGAAAAAAAAAAAGCCACACACACACACAAAAAAAAAGCAGGAAAAAAACCUGUUGCAUUUCCCGCUCCCCCGGCGUCGGAGGGCGGUGCGGGACGGGCUCUCCGCGGGCGGGCGCGCCCCCGCGCACAGCGCUGCGCGCCGCGGGGGCGGACAGGGGCCGGCCGCCCCCCAGCGCCGCCGCCGCCGCCGCCGCCGCCGCCUUUGCACUGUGCGCGGGCCGCCACGGACUGCAGCGCUGCCGGCACCUGCGCGACGGGGCGGGCGCCCCAGGGGAGCACCCGCGGCCCGGCCCGGCCCGGCGUGGGGGGCCCGGCCCGGCCGGUCCCGGCCCGCCUCGGGCACUGCCUGCCCUCCACCUGCUGAGGAGCUCUGCCUCCUGCUUCUUCCCUCCUGCUAGAAAGACACCCCCCGCGCUCCCCUCCGCCCCCCGUGGCCGUUUCAGCCCUUCAAAGACUGGCGCUCCUUACUCUGUGGACAAAGUUAGUUUCCUAAUGUUUGUGAAGAUUUUGAAAUUAAGCUACGCUGUGCUCAGAGAGUCCCCGGAGUCGUCCCCCCCCCUCCCCCCCCCCCCCCCCGUGCCUGCCGCUCCCCUGCUCCGAGCUUUUCCUCUCGUUUCCGUCAUAGAAUGCUUCCAAUCUCUUUUUUUGUGAAUUUUUUUAUUAUAAGAAAAUCUAUUUGUAUCUAUCCUAACCAGUUUGGGGAUAUAUUAAGCUAUUUUUGUACAUAAGAGAGAGAGAGAGAUUUAUAGAGGUUUUGUACAAAUGGUUUAAAAUGUGUAUAUCUUGAUACUUUUUUUAAUAUGUAAUGCUUAUUACCUCUUCAUGUUUAGACGUGUAGUCGACAUUACCUUACAACUGCCAUUUUUGUAUGUGGUUUUGUAAAGGACUUGGAUUUCCUCCAGAUGUACUUUAGCACCAACGUGUCUUACUUUAUAGAAACUUUGUUAAUGUAUUAAUAAUGUUAUUAAACAAUGUUCAAAGUGAACAAAGUUUAUGCAGCUAUUGUCCAAACGCAAAAUGGUAGCCAUUUGUUUUGAUACGCUGCCUUUUGGGGGAAAAAAAAAGCGAAACAAGUAAACAAACAAAAAACCCUUAUGCCACUGCCUUUUCUUACUGUUUUAUUACAAACUUACAAAGGUCCUGUAUAACCCUGUUUUAUACAAACUAGUUUCGUAAUAAAACUUUUUUUAAUUAAAAUGA